Messenger RNA from Amoebophrya sp. A25, 3977 nucleotides. Lineage: Eukaryota; Dinophyceae; Syndiniales; Amoebophryaceae. The record is from the annotation of a GenBank genome assembly.
GCUUUUACGGUUUUGGCGGAGUAUUUUCCGAUUUACCCGCGUGCGGACGUCAAGAACACGUGGACUAUCGCUGAGUACACUUCUCUCUACAAUGAAUUCGUCCCGCUCUCACCAACAGCACACCUGGCACCCUUUCCCCUUGACCGUAGGCGCCUUGCUCUGCACAUGAAUUUCCACGAAGAGAACCCGGAGAUCAGCAGCUGCAAUCGCUUUCGCCAAGAAGCAGAAGAAGAAGAUGAUCAAGAGGUAGAAGACGAAGCAGCAACGAGGGACCAUAAGAUGAACAAGCCUUUGCACGAUGAAGGAUCGCACAUCUCAAAAAAUGAAAAUGAUCAAAAUCAUCAUGACGGUCUUCCUUCUCGUACGCGCACGUCAAAUCGACACUCGACCUCAACAACUAGAAAACCAGAAGGAGGUAGUGCCAAUCGUGAAAGCGAUUCCUCGUCCACGGCAUCAAGUCCAGUAACGAAAUUUUAUCAGUCGGGCUUCGUACCGAAGUCUGACGUUGACGGCCUGUGCAGUGUGGUUAGAACAACGCCGACUCUUGUUCGCGCUUGCAAGGACCGCAAGCACAAAAGGAUAGCACAAUCUUCUUCGAUUGCGCAGAAAACAGUGACAUCGAACGACACGUUUUUGACGUUGUCGUGUCCUCGCUAUGACCCGACGUCGCUGAAGACAAAAGUUACCGUGGACGAAAGUAAAACGGUUGUGGCGCCACUUCUACCUUCUUUUAUGGCGUCGCUCUCGCGCAACUUUAAGUGACAUAUGUUGAUACUCCAUCGGAGCGAGGAGUAGGCAAAAUUAGACGGCGAGCAUUUUCCUGUCUAAUAGCGACAGGGUAAAGACGCGCGGCUGCAGUAUUAGAGAACAAAGGAUCUUCAUCAAAGCAAUAGCUUUGCAUAUCAACACUACGCUGCUACUCGCACGUAGUUGCUGUCCUCUUGGGCAAUCUCUGUGCUGGCAUCUUCUUUAGAGAGCCUCUCUAAUGCCCCCGAAAACACGACUGUGGCAGGCGAACUGAAAACCUUUACCACGACAGCUGUUGCAGAAGGCAAAUACGAAACCAGGUGGCAACGACAAACCCUAUUCCCGACUUGCUUUUUUGGUACAGAAAUGUGGGAGAAUGAUUUAAAAGCGAGGCACAUGUUAUGAAAGGUGGCAUCUUUCUUCUCUUUUCGAUUUGUUACAAAGGACGACGAUACUAUACUCAUCUAGUAGUAUCUUGGCUUUUGAUAAGCAUUCUCGUGCUGAAAAACACGCGGACUCGGGAAUCAAUCGCAUAAGCACCAGUCCCAUGAUAGGAGCACGGGCGAACGCCAGGAAUCAAAGGUCAGGAUACCCUUCUACAUCUAGACUUGCGAGGAUGAAGCAAUAAUUACUACAAGAUUCAUAUGUCUGCAUGAUUCAAGCACUGGGGACUUUUCUGCAGAUGAGACCUGGCGAUUCGGUGUUUGAUUUUGGGAGCGGCUGCGGGCACAAGAUGAUGUGGCUGAGCCAGUUUUUCGGAUUAUGAUGUGAUUGUGAUUGAUGUUUGACAAGUUUCUGUUAUACCGGAAUAGCAUAAGAAAGAUGCUCUCUGUACGUCUACCUCCUCCCGUAAUCAUUGAUUCAAGGUGAACUAGAAGAGGAUCAAUGAUUGGAGCGAUGGUUUUUCGAGAGAGUACUUACCUCCUUGACUCGAACCUCGUUAAAGAACUACUUGGUAUGGGUUUAUUUCGGCUGAAAGUGAAUGAAAUCCUCAAGAGAUUCUCUCAUUCCUAGUGCGGACGUUCGGUGUUGACAUUGUCGAAGGAGCAGUGAAAUUUGCAAACCGGUACAUUUCGCCAAAUCCAAACUUCUUUUCGGAAGUUGGUGGGCCUUUACUAGACAGCACUACUACACGCCAUCAUACUUUGCAGACGUGGGACGACAUCAAAGCACCACUUUAUGGCUAUUUGUGGGAAAGUUGCAGUCUCAUGAAGAUUAUCAAUGUUUGCAGACCUGGAUACGGGAGCAGUAAAGCAUGGAAAUAAGAUAUUUCUUAGACUCAAUAAGAGUACAUGAAUCGUCACAGCCGCUUGUGGGAGUUCUUGCAAAGAUACGACAAUGGCAAAAUCUAACGCUAUAACGGCGUGACCAGCAGGGGAAACAACGAGAAAAAAGUGUGUCAUGUUUCGUAUGAAGAUUCUCUGCGGCUAGACUUCAUACCGAACAAUGCGUUUGACUUCGCACUUUCCUGCAGCGUAAUUUAAGAAUCCAGAAAGUCACGAUAUUCAUCCUCUUUUCAAGUUGUUCUGAAAAGACGAAGCAAAAGAUUGUUGAGAAAAGACGAGGCAAUUAUACAACUAAAUAAAGAUGGUGAUGGACUUCUAUCUGUAGAGGCUAAUUAUUCUAGAUUUAUAAGAUCUAAGUUUUUCAGCUUCUUUCGCUGGCUGCGCAGUGCGCGUGGAUACACAGCAUCCUACGAAUCUUGAAAAGCAAAGGAACGCUCGUGGUGAGCUGCGUACCGCUCUACUGCAGUCGUUGGGAGAUGGCACUGCCAGGGCUUCGAUUCAAAAACGAACACGGUAAUCCUGGAGGAUCCUGGUCCGCGAAGGUUCUAACAUUAAGGCUCGUUCAAAUUCCUACUCGCGAUCAGUCGUUGAUCCCAAUACGCGAUCAGUCGCUCAGUAAAGCAGAUAGAAGAAGGGCGGCGGCAAGUUCUCCACUGAAUUUGAACAGGAGAAGGGCUUGGAGCUGCUCACCAAAACUAACUCUUCUAGUACUAUUUAACAGAAUGAUUUAUAAGGUUUGGCAGCUCGCAUGGCAUGGAGCUGCAUGGAGCAGGUGCUCCAUGCGUUCCAUGCGUGGAAAUUUUUUCGGUGCGCCCUUCGGGCGCUCCUUCGUCAGAGCCCACACGCCUACAGCUCGGCACUCCGGGCGGGAACUCGAAGCAUCCAGACCGCCAGCCCCCGAGCCAGCUGCUACAUCUCCGAGCCCACUCACUCGCGGGCCGGGGCCUGGGGGCGCGCAACAAAUCAGCUUGCUGCAGCGCCGCUAGUUUUUACGUCACGCCUCCGCAUUACGCACAAGGCAGGGCUCCCGCGGCGUCAGUCUAGCCGACCAACCGAACCCGACUUCUACAGCCCCCGAUAACCCCACCCCCGGGUGGGCCGGGCGCUUGUUCGUGACCCAUGCACUCCAUGCGUGGCGAUGCUGUGUCUGCUCCAUGCUGCUCCAUGCGUGCUACAAACUCUCCUGAUUUAAGAACUAGAAGGUGUAAGUGGAGGAGCUUUCUACUCAAAACAAGGCUGCCUUCUAAUCUUCACAUUGGACGACUGGCAACGCUGCUUGGAGGGCGACGGCUUUCUUAACGAAGGUGGCGACGAUCUUGAGUCUCUGCGCGGUGAAGUUGAUGCAGAAACACUGAAAACUCUCAACGUGUCGAGGCGAACAGAGUUCAGGCGACGAAAGCAACAGAGGGAGCGGCGCGCGGCCUUGGAAACUGCAUCAUGGAGAGAAGAUCAGCUUUCUACCAAGAAAGACGAUUCCUUUUCUCAGGCAUCAGGAGAGAGUACCACCGCAACUGAUACAAAGGUCAGAAUUAGAAAGCAGCGCGGAACUACGCGGCGUCUUCACAAUGCACGACCGUCUUCAGCAUCAAGCCCGUCGUCAAAUAUCGAGGAAGAUGACCAGCAUAUCAGGCAAAAGGGGAUAUGGAGACGACAUUUCCUCGUGAACAUUCCAGAAUCCAAAAGACACGACUUGGGCACGUCGCGAAUCCGAGUGCUCAUCGUUCGCGACGAGGAACUGUUUUCGCGUGAUGGGGUGUUGCGUGGGGAAGAGCCCUCGUGGUUUGUCAUGCGAGAAGGAAACAUUAACAUUGUGGUCGCGAAAGAGUAACAUAUUGUUUUCACAGCAUUGAAGAUAGACUGAAUCAUGAAUAUCGGCCUCGAUACUGGGCUAAUCGCGCUUGGGGGUACUCGCCUCCUGAUUGUUCUGCCAACUGCUAUCUUCCU